AUGGCGGAAAGUAGAAAUUCAAAUGAAUUGAUCGAAGAAGCUUGUAGGAAAUUGUCAGAGAAACUAAACUUCCCGUUCAAAUUAAAAACCGAGCAACGCAAUGCAUUGGAGUCACUGCUUAACGGGAAUGAUGUUCUUGCUGUUUUACCAACGGGAUACGGCAAGAGUCUGAUAUUUCAGUUGUAUAUUUUGGUUGCCCAAAUUGAAAGGAUCAAAAGAACUGCUUUAGUUGUUUGCCCUUUACGAAGUAUCAUUGACGAUCAAAUUGGCGAGGCAAGAGGUUUUGGUAUUUCCGUUGCAUCGCUAGCUGAUCUGUCCGAAGACGAGUUAAAAGCAAGUGAAUUCGAACUUUUAUUUGGUUCAGCUGAGACAGUUUUGGAUAAACGAUUCCUGGAUAUUUUAAAGGACCCCGACGCAUCGUUAAACCGCGUUUUGUCUGUAAUUGUCAUUGACGAAUCUCACACGGUGGAAAUGUGGACAGGACAAAGGUGUCGUUCUCGUAUUAUGAUACGUAAUAUAAUCAGUUUAAUUAAUACCUAAAAAAAAUUGACAACCUUUGCUUAUGUUAUGUAUUAAUGUAAAUAAUUAUAGAUUUGUGUUAUUAUAUUUGUGAUUUUAUGUAUUUAUAGGUCAAGAGGAAAAAAUCUCAGCACCUCCGGUGGUGGCUUUCGUGAAGCAUUUGGGAAGUUGUCUACCUUACGGUCGUUUUGUAAGCAAGGUGAGAUCCGAUAUAUUACAUUGUAUAUAUUAUACUGUGUAUAAAAUAUACAUGAUGUUUAUACUAGGAGUGUGUCAACACCGGGCAAGCUGAAAUGUUUGCUUGACUGCGGUGGGAAUUGAACCCACAACCUUUGGUCAAUGACCAACCUCGUAGCUCGGUUGGUAGAGCAUUGGACUAGCAAAACCCCAAGAUUUUCAGGGAAGAGUUUGAGAACCCCUGCAAAUUCUUUGUAUUUUUCAUCAGUUCAAUUUUCAACUGGCCCAAACUCUCUAAAUGUCAUUGUUUUCAAUACCUAUUUGGUCACUUGUUCCCUUGACUGCCUCUUGUAUUUUUGGCCUCCAAUAUCUCGUAUGUAUUAGUUUCCCAAUAUAAUUUACUUUUUUCAGGAACACAUGUACUUGCAAUAACAGGCACUGCAGAUGAUGAAACACAAAAGGUGAUAAUCAAAGGACUGAGCCUAAAACAGACCAAACGGUUUUAUGUGAGCCCAAAUCGUCCAAACCUUAGAAUUUCUGUGAUCAAAUGCAAAAAGCAGGAAAUGUUUACAAACUUGGAAUGGCUAAUCAGGUUGGUGAAGGAACAAGGAACUGCUACACCAAAAUCUAUUAUAUUUUGUAAUGGUUCGCUGACUGAUAUUGCUGCUGUGUUCAACCAUAUGUUACUACAGUUGGGAAGUUAUGCAUAUUUCCCACAAGACAGCCAAACUUCACCAAACUGUCUUGUAGGAAUUUAUCAUUCCUUGACUUUGCAAAAGUAUAAAGACAGGAUCACAAACUCUUUUAAGGGCAAUGGAAAAAAGAGAAUUAUUAUUGCAAGUUCAGCACUUAGCAUGGGAGUAAAUUUCCCAGACGUGCGAUACGUUAUUCAUUGGGGACCAUCACGUAACAUGUUGGACUAUCAUCAACAGUCUGGUCGGGGAGGGAGAGACAACAAACCCACCCAAGUGCUGACCAUUUAUUAUGGACAACAGAUAAGUUUCUGUGAGGAGAAUGUCAAAGCAUUUCUGCGUACAACCAGCUGUUACAGAAUUGAAGCUUAUAAGCCUUUUGACAGAAAUAUUACACCAGUCAAACCUGCUCAUGCAUGUUGUAGGAAUUGUGCAAAAACAUGCAAAUGCUCAGAUGGGGAAAAUGAGUGUUCAGAAACGGUACCUGUGUUUGAAGUGGAAAAAAAUGAUGAUGUUUUGCCACCAACUACACAUCUUUCCCGACCAAUCUCUUCAUCUGAUAAAGAGGACCUACAUGACGGACUACAUGAAAUGGUUCAGGUAAUCCUUCCAACAAUGAGGUUAUUGAAUGAGAACAUGUCAGAUGGUUAUGUUGAUGAAUUAAUAGUUGACAUUGUGGAUAAUGCCCACACUAUAUUUACCAUAGUGGAUGUUAUAAAAUACUUGCCAGUAUUUGCUUUUCAACAUGCUAUCAAAAUCCUAGAAAUAUUCCAUGAUAUAUUUGAAGAUAUACCAAACCUUGAUAUAAUGGUUGAAAUGUUUGGCAGAAAUGAACCAACUUUAUAUGACAUACCCCAGCCUGUAGAAUACACAUUUGAUGAUAUUGACUCAGAUGACCAAAUGGAAACUGAAUGUGACUUUGAAUAA
Messenger RNA from Paramuricea clavata, 2315 nucleotides. NCBI's taxonomy places the organism in Eukaryota, Metazoa, Cnidaria, Anthozoa, Malacalcyonacea, Plexauridae. The record is from the annotation of a GenBank genome assembly.